Molecule: messenger RNA, 774 nt
Organism: Colletotrichum graminicola M1.001
Lineage: Eukaryota; Fungi; Ascomycota; Sordariomycetes; Glomerellales; Glomerellaceae
Product: isopentenyl-diphosphate delta-isomerase
Exons: 3
Coding region: 1-774 (257 amino acids)
Biological process (GO): isoprenoid biosynthetic process; isopentenyl diphosphate biosynthetic process
Cellular component (GO): cytoplasm
Molecular function (GO): isopentenyl-diphosphate delta-isomerase activity
Source: RefSeq, a predicted model, not a curated record
AUGGCGACCACUACGACGACGACCACCACGAGCAACGAGGCCAUCACGGCCGAGUCUAUCCUGCGCCUCUUCCCCGACAUCGACACCAGCACCGAGGCCCUCACCGGUCACGACGCCGAGCAGAUCCGCCUCAUGGAUGAGGUCUGCAUCGUGCUGGAUGAGAACGACAAGCCCAUCGGCAGCGCCAGCAAGAAGGCUUGCCACCUCAUGACCAAUAUCGACAAGGGCCUUCUCCACCGCGCCUUCUCCGUCUUCCUCUUCGACCCGGCCGACAACCGCCUGCUCCUACAGCAGCGCGCGUCGGAGAAGAUCACCUUCCCCGACAUGUGGACCAACACCUGCUGUUCCCACCCGCUGGGCAUCCCCGGCGAGACGGGUUCGAACCUCGAGGACUCAGUCGCGGGCGUGAAGCGUGCGGCGCAGAGGAAGCUGGAACACGAGCUGGGCAUCAACCCCGCACAGGUCCCCUUUGACGAUUUCCACUUCCUGACGCGGAUCCACUACAAGGCUCCUAGCGAUGGCAAGUGGGGAGAGCACGAGAUUGACUACAUCCUCUUCAUCAAGGCCAAGGUCGACCUCGACAUCAACAAGAACGAGGUCCAGGCGACGCAGUACGUCAGCGCUGACGAGCUCAAGAAGCUGUUCCAGGACCCCAGCCUCAAGUUCACCCCCUGGUUCAAGCUCAUCUGCGAGUCCAUGCUGUUCGAGUGGUGGCAGAACCUCGACAACGGCCUGGAGAAGUACACCAACGAGCAGGAGAUCCGCCGCAUGUGA